This is a messenger RNA of Gastrolobium bilobum, 583 nucleotides long. Its product is annotated as large ribosomal subunit protein mL54-like. The transcript has 2 exons. The record is from RefSeq and is a predicted model, not a curated record. Bases 159 to 554 code for a protein of 131 amino acids. Gene Ontology annotation, cellular component: mitochondrial large ribosomal subunit. Lineage: Eukaryota; Viridiplantae; Streptophyta; Magnoliopsida; Fabales; Fabaceae. Gene Ontology annotation, molecular function: structural constituent of ribosome.
AUCUCUGGUUGAACUGAACCGAAUCAAGACGCCGUUACGCCGCUUCGAGUUCAGACGUUGAGGCAUCAUCAUAGCAUAGAAGCAACGGCGGCGGAAGCCACCGUUCGACGCCGGAGCCACCGAUCUGUUUCUGUCGUAUAAUUUAAAGUAACAUAGUCAUGGCAAUGAACCAUGCCAGGUCUGUUAGGCACAUUCUUACCGCCAAAGAGGCAUUUGGGGUUGCAUGCCAACGAACUUUUGCCACUGGUAAAGCAAAGAAAGGAUCUAAAGGAGGUGGGCCUGCUGAUGCACCCAAAGCAUCAAGUCUUAGCAAAGAAAUCAAGUCAAGUACAGUUGUAGGUGCCAACAUUCUCAAGGAUGGAGUUGAUCCAAAAAUCCUGCCUGAUACAGAAUACCCUGACUGGUUGUGGCAUCUGCUUGAUAAACGCCCAGCACUGAGUGAAUUACGUAGGAAGAAUAUUGAAGCACUCCCUUAUGAAGAUCUUAAACGCUUUGUUAAGCUGGAUAACCGAGCAAGGAUCAAGGAGAAUAACUCUGUCAAGGCCAAGAACUGAUUCAAUGGUCAAAAAGAGAAAUUUGGGGG